Messenger RNA from Elaeis guineensis (African oil palm), 5231 nucleotides. The record is from RefSeq and is a predicted model, not a curated record. NCBI's taxonomy places the organism in Eukaryota, Viridiplantae, Streptophyta, Magnoliopsida, Arecales, Arecaceae.
AUAUAAUAAAAAGCCCUAAUCGAGAACGACGAGAUAACCCCCACCUUCCCCCCUUUCUCCCUCUCGCGUUUUAGGGCGGAAGGAAAGAAAAGCUAAGAAAGUCCGUGAGGUCCCGCCAUCGCCGCCAUGUCUCAGGGAGUAGAGAAUUCCUUUCUGCUACAUCCUUGGUAGCGGGGUCGUGACAUCUACGACCGAGAAGGAAACCAAGCGUUCCGUGGUUCAAAAAUGCCGAAUCUCGUCUCAAUCAUCGGGACUUUUCAGACAACUUAUCGAUGCUGUCAAGAUGUAGGAACCUCAAUCGAGAACGACAUGAAGAGCAACACGUAACUUAGCUUGUCUGGUUGCUAAUUACUUUUGCCAUUCUUUAUAGGUGGAUAAUCGGAAUUCUUCAGCUGGCAAGCGUGCUCGCACUGAUGGUGGUCGGCGAGAAGAUGACUGGACAUGUCCUAGCUGUGGCAAUGUCAAUUUCUCAUUCAGGACAACAUGCAACAUGCGGAACUGUACUCAGUCAAGGCCUGCAGAUCAUAACACGAAGUCCACGCCUAAGGCUUUGCAGGCUCCUCCACCUUACACAUCAUCAGCUGGUUAUAUGGGUUCAGCUAAUCCAUCUUCAAUGUAUCUUGGUGCUCCUCCAUAUGGGUCUUCUCUUUUUAAUGGGCCACAAUUGCCUCCCUAUGAUCUACCUUUCUCUGGAGGUUCUGCUUAUCAUUAUGAGUAUGGCAACCGCCUGUCUGUUGGCAGCCCAUAUGGGCCAAUGCAUAUGUCUGGACCCCCUCCUUAUUCCAGUGGACCUAUGAUGGGAACAGGUGGUAUGUAUGGUAUGCCGCCUCUGGUGGACAGAUAUGGCUUGGGUUUGCCGCCGAUGGGUCAUGGUACGAUGGGGGCAAGGCCUGGAACAUAUCCUGAUGAGAGUUCUCAAAAGAAGGCUGCAGGUGCUGGACGCGAUAGUGACUGGACAUGCCCUAACUGUGGCAACAUUAACUUCUCUUUCCGAACUGUCUGUAACAUGAGGAAGUGCUUUACCCCAAGGCCUGGGACCCAGGGUUCAAAGUCUGAGAAUUCCAAAGGCUCCAAACCGAAAAUGCCAGAGGGCAGCUGGAAGUGUGAAAAAUGCAACAACAUAAACUACCCGUUCCGGACCAAGUGUAACAGACAGAAUUGUGGUGCAGAAAAACCGCCUCAGCCAAACAAAACUCAAGGGCUGACAUCUGAUGAGGAUGACCAGAUCACUGUCACUGGCUACUCGGAAUUGCUGACAGAACUUGGGGAUUUUGAUGUGACAGCAAGCUUCUGUAUUGCUGGAAAUAAUGGUUCUGGUGCUUGACAUGAAGUUAGUUGAAGUAUAGAUUGGAUGGAUCAUUUAAAAAUGGUUGGUUAAGUAGUGCUAUAAAUGAUGACAAAUUUAGGCUUGCUAGGCGAUGCUUCAGGUAACGACUCCUGGAAUGUGUUUGCCUUGUCACAAGUGGCGAAUGCAACCCCGCGCGGACACUGAUUGCAGGGGGCAUGCACGUGAUGCGCACCCUCACAGUAUAUCAUGUGCUAUAAAUAAUGAUGACAAGUGUAGGGUGGAUCUAGGCAAUUCUCUAGGUAUUCACACUUUGAAUGGGUUUACCUUACCAUCUGUGGCAGGGUGCAACCUCUCAUGUGGUGAGCUAGGUAUUCAUUCUUCACACGUUGAAUGGGUUUACCUACCAUCGGUGGCAUGCAUGUGAUGUGCGUUCUCCCCAUUUUAGCGUGCGAGUGCCUUGCUGUCACCACCCGUGCUGUGGUUGCGCUCGCCGAGUCAAACUACGCAUAACUCUGCUCUCUUAUGGAAAGGUUUUGAGGUUCGAGACUUGGGUGAUAUUUUCCCAAGGACUUGGACCUGGCUGGUUAAUCUCGUGUGGUGCAGGAUAGGUUGUCGGAGGUGGCAUGAGGCAACUGUGUUGUUACUCGGGUUUUAAGAAUUUUAGACGGCCUGUAAAAAAAAAUAAUAGAUGGAUGAACGGAUAACUUCACAAGAAGAGGGUGAAUCUUUUUAUGUAACACAGGCAAUGAUGAUGAUGAUAUGGGGAAGGCUUUUUUUGUAGCAUUUGAUCAGUUGGUUGCAUAUGAUUGUGGAGGGGAAGGGAUCGAUUGGGAUUCAAACCCCCCUCCCUAUCUUUUCUUUUCUCACAGAGGUAGUAAAUGUCCCAACAUUUAUGGUUCUAUGAGUCGACUUGAGGCUGAUCCGGCACCCUAAAUCUUACGUUGGUCUUUAUGUGCAAGCUGCAUUACUUCCAUGGAGGGUUAAAUUCCGUGAGUAUGAUUAUCAUGCAGCACAUUCAGGUGACAUUCCAUGAUUGGCAUCUAUAGAUGAUCUUAGCCUCAGCAAACAAAGUUUGGCCAAGGCAAAUUUGAGCAAGAGAGUGCCUGACAUAGACAUAUUCAUUCAGAUGCAUUAGUGGCAACUGGCAAAGCUUCAAAAUUGUUAUGGACAUGGCAUUAAGCCCAGGAAUAUAUACGAUCUUGAUUGUCAAGGAGGCUUAUGGUUGGUUGUGGGGCCAGAGUGGUGUUAAAAAUUUAUUGAUCUUUCUCAAAUAUACUGCAGAAAGCUUAGAAUUGAAUGCACCUCUGAAAUCUAGUCUGAAAAGGGAAUGCAAGCAACUAGUUAAGAUGAAUGCUAUCUUCUUUGUUAACUUCAUAGUUCGAACGAAAGGGAACAAAGCAUUCAGCAGGAAGAUUUUGCAUUGAUGAAGUAAAAAUAAGUUUGUUUUGUUAGAUGAUGAGGGACAUGUCAGAGUUCCUGUGGACAAACUAAGGAAUGCUAUGAAUGGUGUGGACCAUCCGCAACUACAUACUGAAUUCCCGUUGAUUUUUUUUUUUUGGUCUUAUUUCUCAUUUUACAAUAGUAAUGAUACUUUUUUUUUAACCAAAUAAAAAAAAAAUCCUUUGUUCUCCCUCUUGAUAUGUACGAAGUUAUCCCCUUUAUCAUUACUGUGAAAUUAAGGAUAGGAUACUGUUGAGAUGUCUCGCAUCAAAUACUGUUAUUAACUAUACAAGAUAUGCAUGUCGUAGUCUAAUUUCUAGCAUAAGAUGGUUGACCUCAUCAAAUGUAGUCCAGGGUGUUUUUUUUUUCUUCCAAUUUUUGAACUGCAUUGUUGCAUAUUAAUCAUUUUAGUUAUAAACAUUAUCUAUGUUUAUAAAAAAUUAAGGAUUGGAUCAGUACAUCUUGAUGCAAAUGGUUCUGGAUGAUGUGAUGUCUGCUUGGAAAAUGGUGAAAACAUGGGCUUAUUUGCUAAAUCAUAUAUUUUCUUAACCCUUAACAAACAAAAUGAUGUUGUUUCUUGUGAUCAUUCUUAUUUGCUAAAUCAUAUAUUUUCUUAACCCUUAACAAAAAAAAUGAUGUUGUUUCUUUUGAUCAUCAGUACGUAGUUUUAAUGAGUAUGCAAAUCUCUAGAGUUUGCUCUUCUUCGACCAUUGAUAUGUGCAUUUACUGGUUUGGAACAUGUGGAAUAUUGCACCUUGUCAUGAGCAUCUGCUGCCAAGACAUGAAAUUGAUUGUGUAGGGGAGGAGGGCACAACAAACUUUUAGGUAUUUGAGACAAUUUAUCGGAUAAGAUGGGAUAUGCUUUCAAAAUUUGUUACGAUGGGCAACAGCAUUGUGCAGCAGGAAUGUGCCAGCCUUGAUGACAGAAAAACAGAUGAUUUAUGCAAAUCUGUAUUCUUUGUUACACGGACAUGGAUUUCGGGUCCAAGGAUCAAAGUUUCGUCUUUUUUGAGGUUGGGGUGUUUGGUUUUGGUAGGGCAUGAUGUUAUUGUUUCGGAGGCCUUAAAAUCACCGCCAGUAAGUUAUCUCAAGUGUUCUAAAGAGGGAAAAAAAAGGGUGGAAAAAAAUUGAUGGUUCUGUGGGCGUUGUAAUUAUCAACAUGGUGCUGGAUAGGUGUGGUACGCAGGUUGAGGGUGAGCGUAAUGUAAUAUUUUAAGUUAUACAAAUGUCUUCAACCUCCGUCGAUUGUGCUAUUUGGUAGAUUAUUGCAUGCUACAUGUUGUUCACAUUCACGGCCAUUAUCAUUAUCAGGAUGCAUCAUUGAUACAGGUCCGAGUCGGAGUGGGACUUGGAGCGAACUAGCCACGGAUGGCAGCAGCGAUUCUUGUCAAAUUCAAGCUAGUCUAUCCGGUCUUCAGAUUGGGAUCAUGUGGAAAGUUGCUAUUGACACGAUGCCUGGGUGGUUUUAUUCUUGGCCGCUUAGAUGAGAGGGUGGGGGUUUGAUUUCGAUUGGAGUUAGACUUAGGAGUGACGUGGAUGUAGGAGAAGAUGUGAGAAUUAAUGAAAAAAUUACAUAUUUAUUCUAUUAAAGUAUUAUUGACUUAGGAGUGACGUGGAUGUAGGAGAAGAUGUGAGAAUUAAUGAAGAAAAUAUAUAUUUAUUCUAUUAAAGUAUUAUUGCACGAGUUAUGGUGGUCCUAAUUUUGCCUCCACAUCGAAGUCAGUCAUUUUUCCCUACGUAUUGAAGUUAAUUUUCAGAUUAAUGCUACUUGAUGGGAUGGUCGGGGAAUGGUGUGGCUGCCGCCAAAAAGAUGAUGGGGAUGGAGAUCUGACUGUUGACGGUGGAUUUGCUUGGAGAGGAAAUCUGAUUUGCGACCAAAGAAAAGAUCAAAGGUCGUUGGAACUGAUCUGGUGGGAGAUCCUUCAAUGUGCAAGUUAGAUAGAGCUUGGGCAGAACGUAAGAAUAGAGGAAAGAAGAUUUGAAGAGCAGAAUGGGAAUAUGAGCUGGCCUAGGUGUUUUGAUGCAUACCUAGGGCCCUUGGUCUUGUUUCUGUUGAGGUGAGGGUGUAGAUCGGUUACAAUCGGGUUUUAUGAUCGAUGGACGGGCCGUAAUCAUCCUAGAUCCCCUUAAUUGUGCAGAGCGGUAACUGAUUCUGAUUAUCACUCGAAUCCGUGCUACAUGAGGUGCGGUGCAAGGUGGGUCUAGGGUGGUGGUGUUUGCUUUCUGACUUUUGCAUCAAAUUGGUGAAAUGAGUAGUCAUUUGGUUGGUGUUCUUGAACUUUUCCCUCGAUUAUGAUCUUGAUUAUUUCAAACUAUAGACUUUCAUGUGUGUAAAUUAUCAUGGUUUUUGUUUUUUUGAUGCAAAAUCUUCGUGGAGAGACCACCAAAGCGGGGCAGAGUUUGCGAAGCUGUAACAUGGGCCAACCACAUAGAUCCAGUGAAAAAUAUUCAAAAUGAUAUGAUUAAAAAAAAAAAAAAACUGAUUCUACCAAAUUAAUUGGUU